GAAGAACUAUGAGGAGGCAUUGGAGGAUGCCACCGUGGUGUGUUAUAGUGAUUACUACUUUUCAAAGGCACAUCGUGUAAGAGCUCAAAUACUUUCUGAAAUGGGAAUAAGUAAAGAAAUGUUGAAGGAGCUUCUCUACUGCCUUGCCAUCGAUCCUGAUCUUACCCCCGUGAAGAAAGAAGCAGAGAAGGUGUUGUAUGAGCUGUUUUUUGCGGACUCGGCAAGUGUGCAUCCCAGUCCAGCCCCUCCCUGUCAGCAGCAAUCACCAAGCAAUGGGCUGGCACAUAACAACCAUACCGAGGGUUCCCAGGCUUCGCAGGCACAAGACCAUAAUGCAGGGAUUUAUGGGGUUCAGUACAUGGAACUUACUGCGUCUGAGAGCAACAACUCAGCUGAAUCUUUUCUAAACAGUCUAACCUUCGAAAAAGAAGAUGACAGAGAAAUAGACAGUUUCCUUUACAUCAGACCCCCCUCCGCUGCUUUAAAGAGACAGUUUCCAAGAGGUUCAAAGAAAGUACCUCACCAGAACACCGUUGAGGAAACUCCCAAGAAGGAUGGAGGGUCCUUACCUCAAACCAGCAUGGACUCGGAAAUUGUGGAUUGCUUUUCAGUAGAUGUAACUGACCUUACGUGUCCACAUUGCAUGAGGUUGCUCUUCGAUCCCAUCGUUACAUCCUGCGGACACACGGUUUGCCUAAGGUGCCUUCUCUGCUACCUUGAUGAGGUUCCAUGUUGCCCACUGUGCAGAGAACCAGUUGCUGAUCUGUUGGAAAGCAGAAAGUUCAUUAAAACGAGACUGACUGAGGAGUUGCUGCAUCGUUACCUGCCAGAUGCAUGGUCCGAUAGGACGAGAAUUCAUGAGGAAGAAUUGGCGGCACUGCCGAAUGUGACCAGAAAAGUUCCCAUCUUCCUGGGGACCAUUGCCUUCCCUUCCAUCAUUCGUCCGAUCUACGUCAGCGAGUUUGAGUAUCAUGUUCUGAUUAAAAAAUGCCGGGAAGUUGGUGCCACUCGGUUUGCCAUGUGUUCGCCUCUUGAAAAUCCGGGGGUUGGAGCGUGUGGCACUUUGCUGGAGAUUAAGGAACGUAGAAUUGUAGCAGAUGGAAACCCAGUUGUAGAUACGAUUGGAAUUUUGCGGUUCAGAGUCUUAGGACAUCGUCACAAAAAUGGUCUUAACACUGCAGAUCUUGAGCAUCUUGAAGAUAAAAAGGUGGAGGGUCCAGAAUAUGCAGAACUUGUUGCUCUUAAUGAUGCAGUUUAUCAGCAGUCUGUUUCCUGGUUUGCUGCUCAGGAUGAUGAAACAAAAGAAGAGAUUAUCAAUUAUUUUGGGUCAAUGCCAGACAAGGAACCUGAGCCCCAGAGUAAUCCUUGUGGUCCCGCAUGGGCCUGGUGGGUCCUGCAAGUGUUGCCAGUCGAACAAAAAACUCAGCAGCUUAUCCUGUGCAUGACCUCGCUGAAGGACCGCCUGCUCGCCCUCCAAAGUGCACUGGUUGUAUGUGAGGAAACCAGACUGGAAGAACUGGGCAAGAUCAGCUAGAGAAGUCACGGAUUUUCUCUCUGAAGGCUGCCUGCCGCCCCUCUACUUUGUUGCCUUGGUUAGCAGGCAUCCCACCUGUCACAUGUUUUUUGAUAGCAUUACGAAAUGGAGUGUUGACUCGGACUCGAAAGUUAAGACUAAAUCUUGGGGAAUUUUGACCGUCUCACUAGUUUAGCCUGAAAUUUGAAGCCUUUGGUUGGAAAACAACAGAAGGACAUCUCUUCCGAGAUGAUGCUUCUGGCUUUCUGGUCACUUAAAAGCACUGACCUGAACAGCAGCCAUAGUUUGCAUGGGCUUCCUGUUUUUUGGGAAAGAACGUUUUUCACUGUAGAGGAUCCUGUUGUUCCAAAUGGAAACAGCAUUUUCUGGUGAGUCAGUGAAAGGGAAGCCACAUUUUUCAUCUGAACGCGUGCUUCUCAGAGCACAGCCUAAUAGGUUCUUAGUCUCCCUCACUGAGACGUUAUCUGCAAAGUUGAGAAAUCAAACCAUUGUCCAGUGCAGGACUGUUCUGUUCUGUUGCCCAAAAAGUCAUAGUUACUGAGUAGGAACUGUAUUUAGAAUCCUGUCGAGGUCUCGGGUGCUGUGAAGUUGCAUGUUAUUAUCCAAAUAAGUGUCCAAGUACAAAAAAGUGGGCCUUGGAUGAAGGAAUAGGGUAGUUAACUUGAAGGCAAAUAUUUGCACAUUGUACCAUGUGAGCAGACGUGAGUUAAUGCUAUAAAAUACCUGGGAUGACACACACAAGUCAUUCCAACACUCUUGAGUGAUUUCCUUGAUCCACUGAUACUAGACAUUUACAAGACACUAACUUUUUAUACCAGUAUUUGCAUUUGAAAUGAGACCCAUCAGUAAAUUUGAGCUUGUCAUUCUUAUAUGUGAAGAGGAGUAAACACUGCUGUGGAAUGGGACUCAUCUUUUCCCAGGAAAAUAAACCCCAAAAGGUGUACUAAGCGAAGGGUGACUGGUAUAAGCUAGAAAUAGAUUCAGCAGUCUGGUUCAACACCAACCUAAAAAUGGGUUUUUCUUUCUUAACAAGUUUUAUGACUAUCAGAACAAACUCUGGGUAUAAAUUCCAAUCUUUAAUGAGUAAUGUUCAUAAUCCGCUAGAUAGACUUUCCGCCUGAGGUUCCUGAACCAUUCUGACUGGCUUAGCCAGAAGGUCCUUGUGGUUGGAUUGUGGGUCUUGGAGAAGGAUGUUCUUAGCUCAAAAGAAGACAGUCAAGAAUGUUAACGUGUAUUUUAUCCCUUCACGGUGGAUGGUUUUUUAAUUUGUAAACGUAUUUCCUAGUACUACAUGUUGGCGGCUUGUCAGUCCAUUAAGUAUACUAGUGGGUGUUAUAAUCGCGUUACUCUUUGUCAGUUGUUUUUUCUAUAGCUCCAACUCCAUUGUGGGAGUUAGAAAACAAUCUAAUAAUCAUAAAGAGAAAAUGUGAAAGCAUUUCCUAAUCAAAAAAUGUCAAGUGCCUCACUUUGUCUGAAUCUCAGACCUCAUGUUUAGGAUGGCUUGAAAGCAGUAAAGUGAUUUCUGAAGGAUUGAAUGAUAGGAAACCCUGAUCCUCACAAAGAAGUUCAGACUGCCCUGAAGAUGCCAGAAGGCCUUUAUUAGAAGUGGCUUGUGGAAACUGAUAUGGGUUGGGAAAUUGUUUUUCCCCCUUACAUCUGUAUUCAGAUAGCUGGGAUCCCCAUUCCUCUUUGGGUGUCUGAUUAACCUCAGUGUGUCACAGCUCCUCCUCCAGCCUUCCUGGAGCUAUGUUGUUUCUGUGCUUGAAGUGCGAAGAAGAUUCCCUGUCUUGGGGCUUUCUGUGAACACUGAACUUUUUAAGUUCUUAGAACCAGAAGCACUCCCUUCCUGCUUCUAUCUACCUCUUCCUGCGUCUUCUCCUUUGGAAGCCUGUGACAGUAGCUGCCUCUGUUCUCUGCUGGUUUUUGUGUUUCGUGCAAAGGAAAUCUCUGUCCUGGUGGGACAGGGGAGUGAAUUGCUAGGCACUUUCUGAGCACUUUGAUCACAUUUUUCAGGAAACCACCAAACUGGUGAUAAGCCACAGUGUUUAGAAAGGAGAGCCUCCUUCUGACAUCCUUCAAGAAAAAAAAGGAACCCAGACACUGUUUGUUACAGAACCAGCUAACACAGAAGAGCCUCCUGUCUGGCUCUCGUUUCAGGGAAGUCAUUCCUAGGGCUAUCUCAGAAAUCCAUGCAGCCCCUCAUUCAGAGCCAGGGCAAGGUAGCUUCAUUUUACUGGAUGGAAGUGUUCUAACAUGAACACUUUAGUUACAUCAGAACAAGCACGGAAUCUAAUAAUAGUCGUGUGUUAGUGCUUUGUUAUAUCUCACAGCUGAUAGUAGUCUGUCGGUGUUUCUCUGUCGAUGCCCAAGUGGCUUGACCCAGAAUCCCAACCUGCCCAUGGCUGCAGCCAUGGACUGGCUCUGCAACCGUGACCAAGGGUGUUUGGCACAUGGGACUUUGAAACACCGCCUUAAGUGUGUCUGCCCUACUUUUCAGAAUUGAACAUCUGAGUACUGUCUGGAGUCCCCACAAGGAAGCAGACUGUCACAAUUAAGACCCAUCUUCAUGGUUACCAGGUGGUUCGCCAAAUCUCGCAGCGCUGUCCCACAGCGGGCUGUUUCUAGGACCACAAAAGUGCCCUCUGUCGGUACCACCCCCCCUCUGAAAAAGGGCAGAGACCCACCAAGACCAUUUAACUAAGUUGUGAACUCGGUUCCUAAGUAUGUCAGGCCUUGCUCACUCAUCUUUUGAUCCUCAGGAAAGUGUUAAACUUACAGAUUCAAAUCUUCCAUUUUUAUUUAGUGUAAUCAGCUCUGACUAACCUAAAGAACUCAUCUACCUAGCUGUGUUCCUUAGAACUCAAUAGGAUUCUUAACGUUGCCCUUGUAAGAAGUACUCCUCUGUUUUCCCUUUGUGUCUUCCCCCCCCCCGUAAAGUAUUUGGGUAACUACCACUCCUUAAAAUUAACCUGAGGAAAAAAGUGUGAAGGCUACAGGAGAAAAUAAGGGCAAGCUUGAAGAAAAUGUGGGGGUGUGGUUUAGAGACUCGGUUUUGUUUUGGCCACGGGGUACAGAUAGGGAGAACUCCGUCCUUGGUUGUCACCACCCCGUGUGAUCCUGUGAGCUGGCCCGGGAGAGCUCAUUCUGAGUCCUAGUCUGGGGGAAAAGGGUCUUUUCACCUAAAUGCUCUCCCUUUUAACUCAGCAGUCACAUCACAAUUUACCUGCUAACAAAUGUCACCAAAGUCCACCCAGACCUUUACAACAAGCUUAACAGUGAUUCUGCUCUUAGGAGACUCUGGGUGUUUGAAUACUGCCAUAGGAUAAGAGAACCAGGAAAUUAAAAUGCUACCAUUGCACUUGGCAGAAUUGGAUGUGAGCUCAUUUGAGCAGCAUCCAGAAAAAUUUGACUAGAUGUUUUUCGGCUAAGGUGCAUGUGUGGGGCAGCACUGUACCCCUCUGCUCAUGUGCAUGCUGCAGCUCAGCAGUGGGGCCACCUGUCCUCAGCAGAGGAGCGGCACUAUAGAGCCCAAUGAGCCCUGUGUGGCUCCUUUGGCUUUAGGCCAACUCCCUGCCCCCUUCAGCCAAGUAGAUGGCCAUGAGGCCUGAAUAAAAACAGAUUAGCACUAUGUUCACCUAAGUCAUGGUCUGGUUUGGCAAAUGAGGCUUUUUAAGGAAAAGUUGACAAGGAAAUGCCUGACCUUUUGCUGUUAGUGGGGGGUGGGGUGUUGUAAAACAUGGGGACCUUUGUGAUUCACCAUGCUGUUUUAACAAUUUUGUCAUGUAUACUGUUCUCAGUUGGAUCAGUGACUGACUGGAAGGAAAAGUGUAAUAGGUUUGAAAGCUGUACUAUCUGCCUAUUGUUUUCAAGUUAGUGGAGGUGGUAUUUCGCUGUUGAUGGGUGCCAUUCAAGAUUAUUGUGAUUUGGAGGGAGGUCAGUUUUUCUCCUUACAUGAUAAUUUGAGGCGUAGACUUGAAACAAACGGAUGUCGAAACCCUUAAAAGUCAAGCCUUUACUUGUUUGGAAAUAAGGCUGUGUUAUCUGUGUAAUUGUUCAUCUGGCCUUCUAUUUACUAAAUUCCAGUCAGGAUUCAGGAUGCAACAACAAUAGUUGGCAUUUCUAUUUGUUUGGGUGAGGGCACACUUAAAUGUUGCAAAGUUUAUUUCGUGUAUUGUACUACUGUUCAUUAUAAUUGGAAUUGUUAUCUAACUUUGUAUUUGGAAUAAAUAAAAUUUCUAA
Molecule: messenger RNA, 5773 nt
Organism: Echinops telfairi (small Madagascar hedgehog)
Lineage: Eukaryota; Metazoa; Chordata; Mammalia; Afrosoricida; Tenrecidae
Gene: LONRF2
Product: LON peptidase N-terminal domain and ring finger 2
Exons: 11
Coding region: 101-1534 (477 amino acids)
Source: RefSeq, a predicted model, not a curated record